AUGUCGGCGUUCCCGGGACAGAUUGAUUGGCUAGUCGACCCCGCCAGCGGUAUCAUCAUGCCGAGUGUCAACUACGACCUCAGCAACAUCAGCAACAACUCCGCCAUCAACUUCGCCAACUUCAGCGACGGCCAGUUCUGGAACAUCAUCCAGGAGUUCGACGCGCCGCGCCCUCUACCGAUGCUCGCCGAGAUGUUUCUCAUCUCCGCCUACACGAUCCUCGGUGCCUUCGGCCUCGUCGGCAACCUGCUGCUCGUGUACGUGAUCGCGCGCACGCCGGCCCUGCGCACGGCGCGUAAUCUCUACAUCGCCAACCUGUCCGUCGCGGCGCUAACGCUGUGCGCCAUCUGCAUGCCCUUCACACUGAUCAUGCUUAUCCGACUCGCCUGGCCGUUCGGCACGCUGCUCUGCAAACUCGUGCCGACGUUUCAGGCGACGAACGUCUUCGUGUCGACGUUCAGCUUUUCGGCGAUCGCGCUCGAUCGCUACAACGUCAUCGUGUCGUCGUCGAAGUCGCAGCCGCGCGGCGCGAGCGGACUCGUCAAGAUCAUCGUCAUCUGGGUCGUCGGCUUCCUCAUGUCGAUCCCCUGGGUCGUCUACACGGGCAUCGACGAGGUCGGCAAGAAGGACCUCGGCUUUGUCAUGUACCUCAAGUGCGUCGAGCUGUUCCCGCUGACGGCGAAAGCCGUCUGCACUAUCGCCGUCAUCAUCAUCCAGUACCUGCUGCCCGUAAUCACCGUCACCGUCGCGCACGCGCGCAUACACAUGUUCCUCAAGUACCAUCGGCGCUCGAUGUGCGCCGGGACGAAGUUGUCGGCGCUGUCGCAGGCGAAGAAGGACAAGGAGCGGCGGCGCUCGAGUCGGACGACGCACGUGCUCAUAGCAAUCACGGUCGUGUUCGCUGUCAGCUGGCUGCCGCUGAACAUCUACAAUCUGAUCGCCGACUUCAGUCCGGACUUGUUGUACGGCUCGUCGAUGCUGCCGCUGGCCGUGUGCCACGCUAUAGCGAUGAGCUCCGCCUGCUGGAACCCGCUGCUCUACGGUUGGCUGAACAACACGAUGCGAUCGGAGAUCAUGGCGCUGUUCACGGGCUGCGGACGCGCCGUCAACGCGCGCUUGCGCGGUCGGCUGCCCGUGCCGAGCAACGACCCGUCGCUGGUCGUCGUCGGCAGCGGCGGUCGGCACGCGCACGUCGUCAUCAACGAAAAGGGCCGCACAGAGCUGACGACGUUCGGCUCUCACCUGGCCGUGUCGCCGAUGCCGACACGGCACGCCGACGGUGGCGCUGCCAUCGCGGCGACGACGCACUCGCAGCGCGGUUCGAACGAUAGCGACACGCAGAUCAUGAACACAGUGUAA
Priapulus caudatus is the source of this 1359-nucleotide messenger RNA. RefSeq names its product neuropeptide F receptor-like. Gene Ontology annotation, cellular component: membrane. Gene Ontology annotation, biological process: G protein-coupled receptor signaling pathway. NCBI's taxonomy places the organism in Eukaryota, Metazoa, Priapulida, Priapulimorpha, Priapulimorphida, Priapulidae. The record is from RefSeq and is a predicted model, not a curated record. The coding region runs from base 1 to 1359 and encodes 452 amino acids. Gene Ontology annotation, molecular function: neuropeptide Y receptor activity. The transcript has a single exon.